Molecule: messenger RNA, 1910 nt
Organism: Chelmon rostratus (copperband butterflyfish)
Lineage: Eukaryota; Metazoa; Chordata; Actinopteri; Chaetodontiformes; Chaetodontidae
Product: proline/arginine-rich end leucine-rich repeat protein
Exons: 7
Coding region: 114-1253 (379 amino acids)
Molecular function (GO): protein binding
Source: RefSeq, a predicted model, not a curated record
GAGAGAGAGAGAGGGAGAGAGGGAGGGGAAGGAAAAGAGUGAGAGAGGCAGAGAGAAGAAAAGACACAAAACUUGUGACUCGACAAAAGAGGGCAGGUACCAGAGGCAGGACCAUGAAGGCCGGCGCGGGACUCGUCUCUGCAUUGGCUCUGUUCCUCCUGAUGGGGGCAGUGUCCACCCAGAGACCUCGGCCAAAGAAGCCCACCAGGCGCCCAGCCACCACCAGGAAGCCUUCUGUCCCCAAGCCUGCUGCACCAGCACAGCCAGAGCCCCAGGAGCCUACAGACUUCCCCCCACCCAUCCUGGGCCCACCGUCCAUGUAUCCUGACUGCCCCCGAGAGUGUUUCUGCUCCCCGAGCUACCCGAACUCUCUCAACUGUGAGAACCGGAACAUCCGUGUGAUCCCUGUCAUCCCAUUUAGAACCCACUACUUGUACCUGCAGAACAACUACAUCUCAGAGGUUACGGAAGGGGCGUUCGUCAAUGCCACUGAGGUCCGCUGGGUCAACUUGGCCAAUAAUCGCAUUCAUCGAAUAAACAAACAGGUGUUUGAGAAGAUCCCAGCACUGCUGUACCUCUACGCACAGGGCAAUCAGCUGAAAGAGGUCCCUUCAGGCCUCCCAGCUACCCUAGAACAGCUCCGCCUCAGUAGGAAUCGCAUUUCUAGGAUCCCUGCCGGUGCCUUCAACAAGAUGGGGAACCUGACUCUGCUUGACCUGUAUAACAACCAGCUGAGUGACAGUGAUCUGGGAAGGAACACAUUUAAGGACCUGACGAGCCUCAUGCAGCUCAAUCUGGCUCGCAACAUCCUGAAAAAGAUGCCUGCUGGCAUACCAAGUGGAAUCAUACAGCUUUUCCUGGACAGAAACAGUAUAGAUGACAUUCCAAAAGACUACUUCAAAGACUUCAGCCACCUGGCGUUUGUGAGGCUGAACCACAACCAGCUGAGUGAUAAAGGACUCCCCAAAGCUGUGUUCAACAUAUCCAGCCUGCUGGACCUGCAGCUGUCCCACAACCAGCUCGCUUCUGUUCCUCUGUUCAACGGUCACCUGGAGCACCUGCACCUCAACCACAACAGCAUCGAGAGCAUCAAUGGCACCGUGAUCUGCCCGUUCAGCCUGCAGGCCGACCUGACCGACUACAGCGUGGUGCCCAGACUAAGGUACCUGCGUUUGGAUGGAAAUCACCUGAGCCCUCCCAUCCCUCUGGAUGUCAUCAUGUGCUUCAGACACCUCCGCUCUAUUGUCUUUUAGGAGAAUCGUGCCUAAAGGCCCUGGAGGCAUGUACACACACACACACACGCACACCCACACACGCACACGCACACACACAGUACAAAUUGAAUUUAAGUUAAACAUGCUCAGUGAAGCAAAAGGUAUAUCCAGCCGCACAUACAGUGGAACUCCAAAUGUAUGGGGAAAAAAACUGUAAAGCUUUGGUGCUUUUCAAGUUUAAGUUUCACCGUUGCCAGAUUCAAGAGAAUCAGAACAUCGAAUCGAGUGGAAAUACCGACAUUUAGGGUUAGGUUCUUUUGUAGGAGUUACAGUUUAUCAGCUGUUUUUUUGUUUUGUUUGUUUGUUUAUUAAAUUACAAUGCAAAAAAAAUGAGUAAAGCCUGAAAAUACAGGUACAUUGACAGGCAUGCUACAGAUGUGGAGGGUAGUUAUGUUCCCUAGCAGAUGUGUAGAGCUGCCACCAAGGACAACAAACAGACCUGCAGUGGAUGUUAGAUGAACCAUUUUAAAACAUAACUACCAUGUAGUUGCAACUGUCCCACAUGUGCCUGUGAUUUUCAAGGUACUCCAUGUAAAAAUGUCAUUUUAUUCUUUUUAUUCUUAGUCUUCUGUAUAUUAUUCUUCUGUAUAAAGAAGCUUUGUAAAAAUAAUGGAAAAUAAAACAUUUCCUUUGAUC